AGGAAGGGCAAGAAAAAAGAAAGAGGGGGGAAAAUCCCCUCUUCUCCUUGGCUCCAGGAAAAAAGCCGCUUGCCCCGGAGAAGAAACCCAGCCUCUCCUGGCCAGCCACCCUUUGCCCCCACUUCGUGCCUGCCUCUGCCCCUCCGGGUCUUUUUUUUUUUUUUUUAAUUUGAUCUCCCAUUAAAACAAGGAGGAGAAUGUGAAAAGGGGGGAAAAUGCCCAGGAGGAAGCAGGAGCAACCCAAGCGCCUCUCUUCACAUGGUACUAGACAAGAAGAAGCAGAAGGUGAACUUAGUGAGGAAGAACAUUGGUUUGGAAACUCUUCAGAGACCCCCUCAGAAGCAUCCUAUGGAGAAGUUCAGGAGAACUUCAAAUUAUCCUUUGAGGAUAGGAUCCAAGAACAAUCCACAUCUCCAGACACUUCCUUGGGGAGUGCAACUCCUAGCAGCAACACACUGGAGCUGGCAGCUGUUGAAAACGAGGCUUUAAGGGAUGUGUUACAGAAUAAAGAACACCUAUCUCCUGGUGUGUCUUCUAUAUGUGAAGAUGACACUCCUGGCCCCAAUAAGCCACUGAGUAGUAACCUGAGACGUCUGCUGGAGGCUGGUUCUCUCAAGCUGGACACUAGUGUCCCAGUUAAUGGCAGGAUUGAGUCCCCUGUAAAUCUUGGCUCAAAUAUCUCCUUUUCUUCACCUACGCAUCAUGCUCAGCAGCUAAGUGUCCUUGCUAGAAAGCUUGCUGAAAAACAGGAACAGAAUGACCAAUAUGGUGGAAAUAAUAACCGCUUUAUAUGGAAUCAAGGCAAGUGGUUGCCCAACUCAGCGCCCGCUUGUGGUUUGUCUCCAGAUUCAGCUAUUUUAAAAUUGAAAGCAGCAGCCAAUGCAGUUCUUCAGGACAAGUCACUUUCCCGGACUGAAGAUCCUAUAAGGUUUGAAUCCUUUUCUUCACCAUUUAGUUCACAGUCUGCAAGUUCCACCUUAGCUGCAUUAUCAAAGAAAGUCAGUGAAAGAAGCAUGACUCCUGGGCAGGACCACCCACCGCCAGCUAGUUCUUUCCUUUCUCUCGCCUCAAUGACUUCUUCAGCAGCCCUGCUCAAGGAGGUCGCUGCAAGAGCUGCAGGCAGUCUGUUGGCAGAGAAGAAAAAGUCACUGGUUGCGGACGAUCCCCUGCAGCUUUCAGACAUGAAGCAAGAGAAAGUAACUCCACCACAGUCCUUGGAAUUAUUGUUACUCCCGGCCCCUAAAGGAAGGGCUUCUAGAAACACCAAUCCAGCCUCAGAAGAAGAAGGUGGGAAACCUUUCCAGUGCCCCAUCUGUGGCCUGGUUAUAAAAAGGAAGAGCUAUUGGAAAAGACACAUGGUGAUUCAUACAGGCUUAAAAAGUCAUCAGUGCCCUUUGUGCCCAUUUCGCUGCGCACGCAAGGACAAUCUCAAAUCACACAUGAAGGUUCACCAACAUCAGGAUCGUGGAGAGACCUUUCAGUGCCAGCUUUGCCCAUUUACCUCCUCUCGCCACUUCAGCCUGAAACUUCACAUGCGUUGCCAUCAACACUUCCUGAGGACAGAAGCCAAAGUGAAGGAAGAGAUCCAAGAAACGGAUGUCAAGGUGUCAUCACAGCUAAAUGAUGACUCCAGAAUGGGACAGCAGAUGGAGGGAGCUGCUGACCAUGCUGCUACAUUGAGAACACCUGAGAAGGCUGGACAGACAGGUGCUGCCAUCCCACCUCUGCUGGUAAAAGAAGAGCCCAAAGAUGAUCACAGCACUUCCUCCCCAUCCUUUGCUCUCAGUGUUGUUGAUAGAAUUGCCAACAAUACAAAGCUAAAAGACUCCAUUGAUUUUGUGACUAAUACAGCGUCGGCACUUUUCAGCCAGGACAUCUCUGUCAAAAUGGCAUCAGAUUUUCUUAUGAAACUCUCAGCUGCAAAUCAGAAAGAACCUUUGACUCCUAUAUUUAAAGUGAAAGAUGAACCUAAAGAUGAAGAAAAUACAAGUUCCACUUUGCCUAAGCCCAGCUUCGUUUUCAGUCAUGAACCUGAAACUUCUGCCCCAAGCAUCCCUGAGGAGAAUCUCAAACAACAGGAAGUGCCAGCAAAUGUAUUACGACAGGACAUGUCAGUUAAAGCAGCAUCGGAACUUCUCAUGAAGCUAUCAGCUGAAAGUUACAAGGAAUCACAGACAGUAAAUAUUAAAGAAGAGCCAAUGGAAGUUGAUAUUCAUGAUUCCCAAGCCUCCGUUUCACCCAGCCAAAACAUCAGUUAUAGCACUUUACUCAGGCAAGAGAUAUCUGAACAUAUACAAAAGAUACCAGAAGGCCGAGUACUUCCUGAGAGAAAUCUUUUCAGCCAAGAUAUAUCGGUGAAGAUGGCUUCCGAGCUGCUUUUUCAAUUGUCAGAAAAGGUAAGCAAAGAACACAAUCACUCUAAAGAUAACACCAUCACAGCUACAACUAGCCCUUUUUUCCCUGAAGACACAGUUAGACAAUCACCGUUCACUUCUAACUCAAAAGACCUCCUAUCUAAUGAGACUGCUGUUCAUGGAAGGACACCAAUACCAGAAACAGAGAAGAUAGGGCUGGAGGCUGGAAAUGGGUUGCCAUCUUGGAAAUUCAAUGACCAGCUCUUUCCCUGUGAUGUGUGUGGAAAAGUGUUUGGCCGACAGCAGACGUUGUCCCGACAUCUCUCCCUGCACACAGAAGAGAGAAAAUACAAAUGCCAUUUGUGCCCCUAUGCUGCUAAGUGCCGUGCUAACCUGAACCAGCACCUGACUGUCCAUUCCGUGAAGCUGGUGAGUACAGACACUGAGGACAUUGUCAGCGCUGUCACUUCCGAAGGCAGUGAUGGAAAGAAGCACCCUUAUUACUACAGUUGUCAUGUGUGUGGAUUUGAAACCGAGAUGAAUGUCCAGUUUGUCAGUCAUAUGUCGCUUCAUGUGGAUAAAGAACAGUGGAUGUUUUCUAUUUGCUGCACAGCCUGUGAUUUUGUUACCAUGGAGGAGUCCGAGAUGAAGGUUCACAUCACCACCAAGCAUGCAGGUGAAGAGAGGAAGACACCCAGUGACUCAAAUAGUCCUUCUUCCUCCUCCUCCCUGUCAGCACUUAGUGAUUCUGCCAACAGCAAAGAAGAUGUUGCGAUCAGUCCCAAACCCAAGAGUUCAAACAACCUGUUAGUUAUUUCUGUAGUGCCUGGGAGCCAGACCUUAUUAAGCACGGAAGAGAAAUCAGAAAAAGGUUUUGAAUGUGUUUUCUGUAACUUUGUCUGCAAAACAAAAAACAUGUUUGAGCGCCAUUUGCAAAUCCACCUGAUCACACGGAUGUUUGAAUGUGAUGUGUGCCAUAAGUUCAUGAAGACUCCGGAGCAAUUACUGGAGCACAAGAAAUGUCACACUGUCCCCACCGGUGGGCUCAAGUGCCCAUUCUGUAUUUACUCCACAAACCGCCCAGCAGCAAUGGAGUGCCAUUUGAAGACCCACUAUAAAAUGGAGUACAAGUGCCGGAUCUGCCAGGCAGUGAAAGCCAAUCAGCUGGAGCUGGAAAUGCACAUCCGGGAGCAUCGCCUUGGCAACCAUUACAAGUGUGACCAGUGUGGCUAUCUUUCAAAGACAGCCAACAAGCUGAUAGAGCACGUGCGCGUACACACUGGGGAGCGCCCUUUUCACUGUGACCAGUGCAGCUACAGCUGCAAACGCAAAGACAAUCUCAACCUGCACAAGAAGCUCAAGCAUGCUCCACGGCAGACUUUCAGCUGUGAAGAGUGCCUCUUUAAGACCACCCACCCAUUUGUCUUUAGCCGCCAUGUGAAGAAACACCAAAACGGGGACUACUCCGAAGAAGAGAAAAAGGGCCAGGGGGCAAGCUCCAAGGAAGCCAGUCCUCUUCUUGCUGCCAACAGUUCCCAAAGCCUCUUAUCGCCUCUCUCAGUCAUGUCAGCUUCCCAGGCUCUGCAAACGGUGGCCAUGUCAGCUGCUCAGAGCAGUGGGGCAGAGCCAAAUGUGGCAUUUAAGGCCUUGGCCGUCAAUGGCACUUCCCUGUGUUUUGACAAGUAUCGAAACUCUGAAUUUGCCCACCUCAUUCCCUUAACCAUGUUUUUUCCCAGGAACCACUUUGAUAUCACAUUCCAUCCACCCAGGCCGCAGACUGUAUGUCUGGGUGACUGUUCGCCGAAGCACUCCUUCCUUGCCUACCUAGGACUAACAGAAAGGGCAGAAACUGUCUAAAGACAGCCACAUUCUCUACCAAAAAUAUCCCCCCUCCCACAGCAGACAUCCAGCAGGUAUAUGCAUUGCUCUAAACCAUGCACCCAAGAGAAGAAGUAUGACUGGCUGAACAUUUGUACUUUAGAUCAUUGUUAGUAAGGUAUAGACAAAAAAUGGCUCUGUGUGUCUCCCUAAUGCAUUGACAUGAAGGCUGCUUUAUUAAAAUCUUCAGAGAGGUGACCUCCUGCAUACUUCUACCUUCAGAGGCAUGUUCCCAGUACUCUUAUAUAAGAAACUCUUUUGUCUUGUUUAAACUGAACAAGAGUGUCCUUAAUGGCAAAAGAUGACAUAUUGAUGCAUUUUCCUUUGGGUUGGUGAGUGUGAGCGUGUCUGAAAGAAAGUCUGUCUGCAGUGUGCCAUGACAUUGCUUUUGCACAUCCUUUUGUACUUUAUUUAAUAGGAACACAUGAAGCUGCCUUAUACUGAGUCUGACAACUGGUCCACCCAGGCCAGUGUUGUCUGCUCUUGACUGGCAGCAGCUCUCCAAGGCCUAAGAUGGUCUAAGGCCAGCACUUGCUAUCUGAGAGUCUUUAAGCAGAGAAGGCAGGGACUGAGUAUGGGACCUUUAGACAUGCAAAGCAUGUGCUCUGCCAAUGAGCUAUGACCCUGCCCUUUGUGAUCAUUGUUGCAAUUCUCCAUGUUCACUUCCUUGCCUACUUCUCUUUAUUUACAAUUCUUGGAAUGUGGAAACAGCAGCUUAGUCCGAGAAGAAAGGGCAUACUGUUCAGAACUGCAGCAUAUAGCUGCUGCGUUGGCCUCAAAUCAAGGUUGAAGAGGAGACGGAAUUACUUUGAGUCCUGCAAAGCUAGGGGCUUUUCUUGUGUUACAUUUUUCCUUCCUGGAGCUGAUGUCCAUGUGCAAAUGCAUGUCCACUCUAGUACUUGUUCUUUUUUGGCUGUGUUCGUAAAUUAGGCUCCUGCUCUAUACAUUUGCACUGCCCAAAUAUAGCACUCCUGCCACUGUUAAAAUGUCACAGUGAGCACACAUGGUGAUUACCCCCAUGCAGGAAAAAUGCAAAGUAACCCUGAACAUAAUAUGGCAGUGACCCACAUGAGGGUAUAGAAAAACCUGUAAACAGGAAGUGUGUUUUAUGUAUGCACAAGGUCAGUUUUUCAUUAUAUCCAUGUAAUUCAAGGCCAUAUCUUAAAGUACCUUUUGUACUUGAGUACAAAUACCAGCGUACAAAAUGCACAUGCCAAGCAUCAGCUUUAAAGGGCACAAAUGCAUUUCAUUGAAAUUGCUCUUAAUAAACUAUUUUGAUGCAAGAGCCCAACACUCUUCCAUCUAGGUCGCCAAGAAAAAGGUGAUUUAAAUGCAGUUGCACCAUUGCAUUUUGCAACUGAUGCAAGGCCAAGUGCAAAAAGGUAUUUUAAGAAGCAGCUCUCCAAUCAGGUCCAGAUCAUGGUAUAUUGUUAACCAUACACAUUCUCGGACUGAAUAAAUGCAGUGGCAAACUUGGUUUGCAAGAGUGUACAAGAAAAUUCUAUGGUGAUUAAAUCCAGGAAAUGGGAUUUUAAAAGGAAGAGUUUGGUAAAUUCUGGGUAUAAAUACUCAGACUAAAUAAAGGCAGGUUUUGCACAGUGCUUGAGUCUUGCACUAGUAUGUUUCUCACUUGCAAAAAAAAAAAAGUAAGAAAGUGUAGAAGAUUGAAAUGUUUCUUUUGUGGACUGAAGGAAUAUCAGAUUGUAUAUGAAAGUUAACAGCAUAUUCUUUUAAAUGAAGACAAAAAGGUGCUGUUUAAUCAAUAUGGUUCUCUUUUAUAUGCCCAACUUUUUCAGCUAUAUUUUCAAAUUUUGCGUCUCUGUACACAUUACCAUUCAUGUUAUUUGUAAUCCUUUAUAUUAUUUUGUUAAUGCCUAUUCUAGUAUACUCUUCUAGGAAGCUAACUUUAUAUUUUCUUAAAGCUCUUACUUUGUGGUCAUUAAAAUGACAUAACUAUUGCACUUUAUUGCAGUAAGGAGCAAAUGCGGUAUUCCUAAUAGAAGAUCUAAGUCAACUCAUAUCUUUUCCCACCAUUUAAUUUUUUUUCUCACCCAUGCACUGAUGUUUACUGUGUAUUGGCAUCUCAUCCAGUUUCUGCCACUAAACACAUAUGUGGGAAGGAAUCCAAAUCUGUGUAAAUGUUACAAUACUAGAAACUGUUUACAAUGGAGGAUGAGAAGGAAGAAUCCCAAUUCUAAAUAUAAAAAAGUUAAAACGUUAAAGUAAGAUAACUACAAUUGGUAAUGAGUCCAUGCAAGAAUGUAGUCAGCAUGUUGCUUCCCCUGGCUAAUCUAUUACAGUUAAAUG
Heteronotia binoei (common prickly gecko) is the source of this 6539-nucleotide messenger RNA. RefSeq names its product zinc finger protein 827 (gene ZNF827). Bases 216 to 4211 code for a protein of 1331 amino acids. Gene Ontology annotation, biological process: regulation of transcription by RNA polymerase II. Gene Ontology annotation, cellular component: nucleus. The transcript is spliced from 14 exons. Gene Ontology annotation, molecular function: DNA-binding transcription factor activity, RNA polymerase II-specific; RNA polymerase II transcription regulatory region sequence-specific DNA binding. The record is from RefSeq and is a predicted model, not a curated record. Lineage: Eukaryota; Metazoa; Chordata; Lepidosauria; Squamata; Gekkonidae.